UUUCCCCCUUUUCUUCCUCCUCACUCUUCCUCUUCCUCUUCCUCUUCUUCUUCAAAUUCUUCCUUCAAUGGCUUCCUCUGAUAAUUUCCCUACCUUCCUCAACCCCUGGCCUUUCCGCUCCACCUUCCAAGACCCAUGGAUUUCCGAUCCUUUCUCCCGUGAAUCCCAAUCUCUCACCAAAGCCCUCCACACCUCCCUUCUCCCCUCCGAUUCCCACGCCUUCUCUUCCUUUCUCGACCUCAUCUCUUCCGACUCCGCCGAUCCCACUCCCACUGUUUCCGGCAUCUCCGCCGGAGCCCCUCCUCCUGACCCGGACACCGCCGCUGCUCCUAAACGACAGAGGACCACUACUUCAACCAUUCCGCCUACUGCAGGCAAGGGCUCCAAGCGGAAAUCUAGGGCUUCCAAGAGAAAUCACACCACGUUUAUUACCGCUGACCCGGCGAACUUCCGGCAGAUGGUACAGCAAGUCACUGGCGUUCGAUUUGGUAACUCCCAAAUUCAGAUUCCGGCGGUGGUUAAACCCGAGCCACAAAGGGCUUCUGCUCGUUUCGCUGUGUGCGGCGGUGAUGGACUUCCGACGCUUGAUACUUCGGCGUUUUUGCUUAACGGCCACCACCAGCAGAGCUCCGGGAGUGGAUCUGAAAUUACUCACCCUGGCCCACUCUCCUUUGGGCCGGACUUGAGCUUGCCCAAUAACGGCCCAAUUGGAUCGGAUUUUGAUACAUUUUCGUCUUUUCCCACUCUUGAGUCGUGGAAGGCAGUCCUCUGAUCCUGGGAUGGAUAAUUUCUUUCUUUUCUUUUUUCUUUUUUUAAUUUUAUUUUUUGGAAAUUAAUAUUUAGUAUUUUUUUUUUUUUUUUUUUUUUUUUUAGUGGAGGAUCUUGAGGUAGUAAGAUGAUGGGGAUGGACAUAAUGGGUUUUUUUUCCUUUUUUUUUUUUUGGGAAAUUAGUGGUGCAAUGUAACGGUAAAAAUAGUAAAAAUAUUAAUGCCUACUCUUUUUUCUUGCAAA
Molecule: messenger RNA, 1011 nt
Organism: Benincasa hispida (wax gourd)
Lineage: Eukaryota; Viridiplantae; Streptophyta; Magnoliopsida; Cucurbitales; Cucurbitaceae
Product: calmodulin-binding protein 25-like
Biological process (GO): response to osmotic stress
Cellular component (GO): nucleus
Molecular function (GO): calmodulin binding
Source: RefSeq, a predicted model, not a curated record